This is a messenger RNA of Pristis pectinata (smalltooth sawfish), 1869 nucleotides long. RefSeq names its product cationic amino acid transporter 2-like. Gene Ontology annotation, molecular function: amino acid transmembrane transporter activity. The transcript has 11 exons. The coding region runs from base 1 to 1869 and encodes 622 amino acids. NCBI's taxonomy places the organism in Eukaryota, Metazoa, Chordata, Chondrichthyes, Rhinopristiformes, Pristidae. The record is from RefSeq and is a predicted model, not a curated record. Gene Ontology annotation, cellular component: plasma membrane. Gene Ontology annotation, biological process: transmembrane transport; amino acid transport.
AUGAUUUCCUGUGGUCGAGUCCAAUCAUUUGCUCAGUGCCUUAUUUGGAGAAAAGCAGUGACAUUGGACAACAUUCAAGAAUCCAGUCUGUGUCGCUGUUUAUCUACCAUUGACCUCAUUGCCCUAGGCAUUGGCAGCAUUCUGGGUGCUGGUGUAUAUGUGUUGGCAGGAGAAGUUGCCAAAGCAGAGUCUGGGCCCAGCAUCAUAAUCUCCUUUUUAAUUGCUGCAGUUGCAUCAGUGUUGGCAGAUUUAUGCUACGCGGAAUUUGGUGCACGGGUACCGAAGACUGGCUCGGUUUACCUCUACAGCUAUGUUACGAUUGGAGAAUUUUUGGCUUUCAUUACGGGUUGGAACUUAAUUCUCUCUUAUGUCAUUGGUACAUCUAGUGUGGCAUGUGCCUGGAGUGGCACAUUUGAUGAACUUUUAGGCAAAUGUAUUGAAAGUUUUAUUCGUAAUCAUGUCAGAAUGGACACAUCGGGAUUGGCCGAAUAUCCAGAUUUCUUUGCUGUAUGUUUGAUAAUGUUACUGGCAGGUCUCCUGUCAUCUGGGGCCAAAGAAUCAACAAUAGUAAACAAAAUCUUUACAACUAUCAACAUCCUUGUGCUUGUAUUUGUUAUUAUUGGAGGUUGCAUUAAAAGUAACAUUAAAAACUGGAACAUUGCUGCUGAGGUGCUGCGGAACGUCACUGCAGAAAUGCGGAACUUGUUCUCAGCUGCAAAUGUAACGAGUGAUUAUGGAACAGGAGGGUUUAUGCCCUACGGGUUCAGAGGUACUCUGACUGGCGCUGCAACCUGUUUCUAUGCAUUUGUGGGGUUUGAUUCCAUUGUGACCACAGGUGAGGAAGUGAAGAAUCCACAGAAGUCCAUCCCAGUUGGGAUUAUAUCAUCUCUUCUCAUUUGCUUCUUGGCCUACUUUGGGGUUUCUGCUGCACUUACACUUAUGAUGCCCUAUUAUCUUCUUGAUACCAAAAGCCCUCUCCCUGAGGCCUUUGAGUACGUUGAAUGGGGUGCACCCAAAUACUCUGUGGCCGUGGGCUCAUUGUGUGCCCUUUCAACAAGCCUUUUGGGCUCCAUGUUCCCUUUACCCUGCAUUCUGUUUGCAAUGGCAAGGGAUGGUUUACUUUUCAAAGCCCUAGCAAAACUGAGUAAACGUCAGACUCCAGCCCUUGCCACAACCAUAGCAGGAAGUAUUUCUGCCAUAAUGGCCUGCCUUUUUGACUUGAAAACAUUGGUUGACAUGAUGUCCAUUGGAACACUUCUAGCCUAUACACUGGUGGCAAUAUGCAUCCUUAUUUUGUGGCACCAACCAGAUUUUAGUUUUAAAGCUGAGAUUGAAAUGAGCAAAGGCCUACAGAUUUCAGAGGCUCCUAAGCAAGGUUUCAGUUUUAAGUUGCUGAUACUUCCUCUUCAAUUCCCCACACAACAAUCAUCAAUUAUUGUUACAUUCUGCGUAGGGUUAAUAGUCAUUUUAAUUUGCAUUCUACGUGGAAUGAUGACAUAUGGGUUGGAAACUAUCACAGCGACGAAGAUGGGGAACAUUGGCUUUUUAGUACUUGUCACACUAAUAUCAAUAUUCAUUGUAUUUGUUAUCUGGAGGCAACCUCAAAAUCAAAAGAAAGCUACAUUUAUGGUUCCCUGCCUACCAUUUCUGCCAAUACUCAGUAUUUUUGUAAACAUUUAUCUCAUGGCACAGCUGAGUGCAGCCACCUGGAUUCAACUGUCUGUCUGGAUGGCAAUUGGUUUGCUGAUAUAUUUUUGCUAUGGCAUCCAGCACAGUGUGGAAGGUCAGCAUCAUCAAGAAUGCUCUGUCCCAAGUCCCGUUGAGAACACAAGGCCAACAGAGGAAGAGCGUAAGGACGAUGCAGUUUAA